This is a messenger RNA of Thalassophryne amazonica, 1109 nucleotides long. RefSeq names its product immunoglobulin (CD79A) binding protein 1 (gene igbp1). Gene Ontology annotation, biological process: regulation of signal transduction; regulation of dephosphorylation. Gene Ontology annotation, cellular component: cytosol. Gene Ontology annotation, molecular function: protein phosphatase 2A binding. The coding region runs from base 23 to 1072 and encodes 349 amino acids. The record is from RefSeq and is a predicted model, not a curated record. Lineage: Eukaryota; Metazoa; Chordata; Actinopteri; Batrachoidiformes; Batrachoididae. The transcript is spliced from 6 exons.
AGAAGGAAAACCAAAAACAAACAUGUCGGAGCACAGAGAGGAGAGCAAUGCUACUCAGCAGCUGCCUCUGGACACAAACCCUCUGAAAUUAGCUGAAUUACUGGACCGUGGUUGCAAACUGUUUGAGGAGGUGGAGAGUACGCAGGACGCGGCUGACUGCAGCAGCGUCCAGGUGAAGGUGAGGCGCGGCAUUCAUCUGCUGGAAGAAGCUUCCAGAAUGGUGAAGGAGCUGCAGCUGUUCAGCGGGAACGAAGACCUGGAAGAAAUAGCUACCAGCGAUUUAAAGUUCCUGCUGCUGCCGGCUCUGCUCGGAGCUCUGACCGUCAAACUGAGCGGGCAGAGCGGACGCUCGGAGAAGCUGCAGACGGCCAGGACCUACUACAUGGACUUCCUGAAGCGGUGUCAGGACUACAAGAUCUCACAGUUCGAGCUGCCGAAGUCAGCGGGGGAAGAGCCGGAGGACCAGAACAGCUCUGUUCUUCAGUCUGGUCCUGGCUCAUCAGAUCUAGUUGCCAUGGCAGCACAAAGAAACAUCAAAAUAGAACGGUACCGUCAGAAGAAGGAGCUGGAAGCCAGGCUGGCUGAGAUGCAGCGAGCUGUGGACAGUGGCCAGGCAGAUGAUGAAGUCAGCAGAGAGUUUUACGUUCUCAGCGUACGCAGAUGGGUUGGCAUAUGCUUGGAAGAAAUACAAAGCGUCGACAUGGAGGUGCUGAUACUGAAGGCGAGGAAUUUUCAGGGGCGUGAAGCUCAUGAGAAGCCUCCCCGUCCAGCGCGGGCUCCCAUGAAGAACUUCAUUCUGACCAAGACUGCUGCACAGGCCCAGGUGUUUGGGCCGGGUUACCCCAGCCUCCCCACCAUGACCGUAGACGAGUGGUAUGAAGAACACCAGAAACACGGAGCGCUGCCUGACCAAGGAAUAGCCAGGAGGCCUGAGCAGGAAGAAGAAGAAGAGGAGGAGGAGGAAAAGACUGACCACGAUGAGGAUGAAGAGUCUCUGCACAAAGCCCGAAGCUGGGACGACUGGAAAGACACUCAUCGCAGAGGUUACGGAAACCGCCAGAACAUGGGCUAACGUGUACAUUAGCCAGAGGUCCACGGUCCAGUGCAGC